Knipowitschia caucasica is the source of this 660-nucleotide messenger RNA. Lineage: Eukaryota; Metazoa; Chordata; Actinopteri; Gobiiformes; Gobiidae. The record is from the annotation of a GenBank genome assembly.
AUGAAGGAGCUAAGGCAGGGUGUGAAGCUGAAGCAGGUCCAGGGGACGGCAUUCCUACCUCUACCCUCAGAGUUCAGCCUCACGCCCUUCGAGAUGCUCAUGCAGGACAUCCGCACACGCAAGUUCCAGCUGCGCAAAGUCAUGGUGGAAGGAGACAUUCCCACUCGUGUGAAGAGAGAUGCCCACGAGCUCAUCCUUGAUUUCAUCCGCUCCAGGCCUCCGCUAAAACCUACGGCUGCCCGCUCCCUGGCUCCCCUGCCCUCACAGCCCCAGAGCCUCCAUGAGCAGGUCCUGGCCCAGAUCAAGCAGGAGCGAAAACUGCGGCCCAUCCCACCAGCCAGGGCGUUUGGCUCCCUGCCUUGCCUCGCACAGUCCUGCUCCUGUCAACCCAAGUCCAGCUCGUGCAUGGAUCUGUCUGUGGGCCGGCCCCGGGUCCUGCUCAAGGCCCCCACCCUGGACGAAAUGGAUGAGAUGACCAGCUCUGAGGAGGAUGAGAGCUCAGAGGGUGUGGACCGUGGUCCUCUCAAACGGGACCGGUCCUUCUCUGAGCAGGAUGUUGCUCUGCUGCGGGACGCCCAGGCCUCUGCGCCUUUACGACUCAGGACUCUGCCCAGUGCACGAGUGCCGCCCCGGCACAGGGGUAAGUACACUGCAUCAUAA